Paramuricea clavata is the source of this 2901-nucleotide messenger RNA. The record is from the annotation of a GenBank genome assembly. NCBI's taxonomy places the organism in Eukaryota, Metazoa, Cnidaria, Anthozoa, Malacalcyonacea, Plexauridae.
CUUUUAGGUGUAACAUUAAUGCUUCCACGAAUUGCUAUUUACAGUUCUACAAAGGCUGGUGUCGUUCAUUUUACACGAUGUAUUGCGCAGGUUUGUCAUUCGGGCUGUUGUCAUCAGGGGCGUAGCCAAGGGGGGGGGGCAAGGGGGGGCGGUCGCCCCCUCAAUCGCAAAAAAACUAUUCUCUGAAAAAGGCUAAAUCCGUAGAGAAAUGGGGAGGGGGGUACACGUUACAUCCUCGAAGCUGAAACGGAUUAAGUACGUCUCGACUGAGGAAAACGACGAAAUACUGGAAGAACUUGAUUUCUAAAAUCUCGUUAAAACAGUUGUAGAUAUGGUUCCAAGAGGAAUAGAUUUAGUUCAGAUUUACAUGUAUAUGCAUUAUGAUAACAUGAAUAUUCUUCUCAGACUUAUUCUGUAUCAUAUAUAAAAGCGAGUAGAAACUUAGAAAUGUCGGGGAAAAUUUAUGUCUUCGACGUACUUUAUAAUCUUCGGGAUUCUGCAAGAUUUCCCCCCCCCAAAAUGCUUGAAGUCACAUUUCAGGGACUCUAAAUUUUAAAAUUUUUCCUUGGGUGCAUGCCCCCGAACCCCCCUAGAGCGUACUUUAUAAUCUUCGGAAUUCUGCAAGAUUUCACCCUCAAAAUGCUUGAAAUCACAUUUCAGGGACUCUAAAUUUCAAAAUUUUCACGGGGGUGCAUGCCCCCGGACCUCCCUAGAUGGUCUCGCGCCUUCGGCGUUCGCUUCGCCCCCAAAAAUGAAGGUCUGGCUACGCCACUGGUUGUCAUGUUCGUGAAUCGUGAUUGCUCCACAAUUCGGCCAGAUACAGAGGAAAAUACUGAAAUUCAUCUAAUUCGGUCAGAGAUUUUUACCUCGUGCUGUUCUAUACACAAAAUAUUCAGCUCUUGACUACGAACAACAUGCAUGUUAAACUAAAUUUUAAUCUACGUCUUACUCAGUCAGUCUAGCUAUAAGUACUUUGAAGAGAAGGGAAUCAAACACGACAGCUAAAAAGAACAUAAUAAAAUUAGUAAAAUUGUAAAAUUUAGUUGCGAAAUGUUGUAAAGCUUCGGAAAAAUAUAGUCUUGCAAAGUUCGCAAAUUUUGUACAUGUUUGUGUUACGUGCGGAAAUUAUUACCAUUUUCGGCUCAAAAUGGUAACAAUUUCCGCACGUAAUACAAACAUAUACAAAAUAUGCAAACUUCGUAAGGCUAUAUUUUCCGUAUUUUACAACAUUUCGUAACCAAACUUUGAAAUUUUACUAAUUUUAAUAAGUUCUUUACGGGAAUUUACUUUUUUUGCCUAGAUCAAAAAUUAGUCUAACAUGCAAGCUGUCGCAAGCAAUCCCUUGAGAUUUAUAAGAUCAAAUUAUAAAUCUUUACGAAACAAAGUAAAUAUCCAAAUAAAUAUGAUUAUUAUAUAUCAAUAGUCAAAGUCGCAUUUUUCUAGUGUUUUAUUGGUUGAGAGCAUAUCACGUGAAAGUGACGAAAUUAGGCUGUCUUCCUCGCAACAGCGCGAGAGGGAGAUAAUACGUUAUCGACCGGCGAAUAACAAAAAAUAUCACGUGCGCCAUCACGUGAAGAUGCGACCUUUGGACAUGCCUAGUACGUAAUUAAAACUUUCGCUUUAAGUAACUGCAGUGUAGCCAGUGUUUAAUAUAACGUUUUAACAAUAAAAUAUUUCAUGUAUUUACGUUCAUUUGUUCUUUAAUUUGUUGUUUCUUUGACUAUUGAUAUAUAAUAAAACACUUAUUUACUGAGACCUCGGGAAAGCAGUGUGUUUUGUCGACCGUCGACCGUCGAUGUUUCCCUCGGCUCCGUCGACCAUCGACGGUCUCGGAUCCACAAAACACACUGUUUCCCUCGAUCUCAGUAAAUAAGUGAUAAAUAUUUAUUGAGGGUAGAUAUAUGAAUAUUCAGAAUAUUCAGGGUAGAUAUAUGAAUAUUCAACUAUGAAUAUUUGUAAAGAAAUUUGAAUGAAUGCUGAUGAGAACAUGAAAGCCUAGUUUUGUUUGGAAUGGAGUUUCAUAUAUAUAUAUAUAUAUAUAUAUAUAUAUAUAUAUAUAUAUAUAUAUAUAUAUAUAUAUAUAUAUAUAUAUAUAUAUAUAUAUAUAUAUAUAUAUAUAUAUAUAUAUAUAUAUAUAUAUAUAUAUGUGAGCACCGCCAUAUAUACAUGAAAUUAUUGCUCAUAUUAUAUUGGGAGGUGUCGUGGUAACCAGUCGUCAGUGCAUUUUUUUAUGUGUAAAAUGGUUUACGAGUGACUCAGGAUCCAUUUUAUUUGGUACAUAUUUUUUUGCUUUUGCAAUUUACCCCUGGUAGAAGUCUCAUGAAAAUAUUAACUACUGUGUCAACGACUACUUUUUCAGACAUCACCACGUGAUCAUGGUGUGAGAGUGAACUGCAUAUGUCCUGGAUAUGUUUACACUAACAUGAUGACGUCCUUCCUUAAUGAUACAUGGGAAGGGAGAUUCAAACCUACUCCGGAAAUUGCCGAUUUGAUCCCGAAAAAUGACGAAGAGGCGCGCGAGAUGUACUUAAAGUAAGUUCAGUUGUGUUUGUAGCUUGUAAUGAGUUUGUCUGACGAUGAUUGUUCUGCCUGGAAUGCAGACAUUGUGUCUUCUCACAAUGCCUAUACUAAGAUGUGCUGGAUACAGCUUUGCCAGAUAGCAGACGGUGCAGGAUACUAGUCUACCGGAUAUAAUAACCGGAUACUGAUGGCGGUACUUGGUCAAAACGACACUAACCACAUCUCUAGCCUACAUCACUCCUUUUUUUAUUUUAUAGAACGUCAGACAUUAGCAAUGAAGUGAUGAAACUCAUAAAUGAUGAGUCAAAAAACGGUCAAGUGUUAGCUAUCACAAAGAAUCCGGAUGAUCGCACGCUGCUUGAAAACGUUGAGUUGAAAUAA